This is a messenger RNA of Gordionus sp. m RMFG-2023, 1591 nucleotides long. RefSeq names its product glycoprotein 3-alpha-L-fucosyltransferase A-like. The record is from RefSeq and is a predicted model, not a curated record. Gene Ontology annotation, molecular function: fucosyltransferase activity. Lineage: Eukaryota; Metazoa; Nematomorpha; Gordioida; Chordodea; Parachordodidae. The transcript is spliced from 4 exons. Gene Ontology annotation, cellular component: membrane. The coding region runs from base 1 to 1425 and encodes 474 amino acids.
AUGUUAAAUAAAUUAUCUAAAGACCUGAAUGUUCUAAUCAAUAAAAGACGGUGCUUUUAUUUAAUAACUGGGAUAUUUCUAACGAUAUUGAUUUUUCAAAAUGAAUAUAUUUCAAAUCAUUCUACUAAUUUAAUACGAGAAGUUUACAAAAAAUUACGGGGAAAAAAAUCAGAAUACUCCACCUACUACAACGUUACCGAGUCAAAAAUACCAAAUCAAAUUCUGGCUGGAUCUGACAUACCUUUAUUAACCAAUGUAACACAUGAUAAAACUAAAAAUAUUGUUACCAAGUCAAAAAUACCAAAUCAAAUACUGGCUCGAUCAGAAAUACCUCUAUUAACCAAUGUAACACACGAUAAAACUAAAAAUAUAAUAUUAUGGACUGCGUUUCACAGUGAUAUUACAUGGGAAAUCAAAGAGCUAGGAAGAACCCCGUUCAAAAAUUGUGAAUAUACUUCGUGUCAUAUUUCGAACAAUAAAACUAAUUUUUCAAAUGCAGAUGCCCUUUUAUUCCAUGAAAGGGAUAUAAUAAACUUCCAAUAUCCAUUAAACCAUCCAAAUAACCAAAUAUGGAUAUUUUUUAAUCUGGAGUCUCCUGUUCACACUUAUGGAGAUCUGAUCUCUUACGAUUAUAUUUUCAAUUGGACCGCUACUUAUACACCACAAUCUGAUAUAUACAACCCAUAUGAUAUUACUGUUAUGAAAAUCAAAUCUAAAGAUAAUAAUACCGAAAAUCAUAAAAACUAUUCGAAUGGCAAGUUAAAAUUGGCUAUCAUUGUUGUGAGCAAUUGUAACACAAAGAACCACCGACUUGUUUAUCGAAAAGAGACCAUAGGAGUUCGCAGUCUAGAAGUGCAGGGAGCAUGUUCUAAUAAUUUCCCCAAUUCCACCCGAAUAUGUUAUUCAAAAGAAGAACCAACAGAAAUUUGUAUGGAACGUUACCUCUCUCGUUACAAGUUUUAUCUGGCGUUUGAGAACAGUAACUGUGUGCAUUAUAUAACGGAAAAAUUUUUUCGGGCACUCUCCAUGGGGACAAUACCUGUAGUGUUUGGAGCUCGAUACUCUGAUUAUGUCAGGAUAGCGCCACCAUUUUCUUUUAUUUUCGUUGCUUCGCCCCUGGCGAUUGCUGCCGGAGUCAUGGGGAAUCAAUCUCAAAAUUCCAUUCCAAACAAUCUUGAGAUACCAAAGAAUCAUCCAUAUUUUCAUUCUAACAAUACGAAAGAACUAGCUAAAUACCUUUUAAAAUUAGAUUCCAAUGACACACUUUACAAUGAGUAUCACGCUUGGAGAGAGGAAUACAUUUUAGAAGGUAAAAGGGACAGAUAUCUAUGCUCAAUUUGUGAACAUCUACAUCUCAAGGACAUCCCUAACAAAUCACACAAAAUAUCCGAUUGGUGGAAUAGAGAAAAGAAUUGUAAAGAAUAAAUGGAAGGCAUUCAAAAUAUCAAAUUUAAUUAAUUCUCAUAAAAUAUCUUUUUAAUUGUUAAUAGAAAAAACUCAGCUUAUUUAUAUCAAAUUUAUAAUUAUUUAAUUAAAUAACAAAAGUUUUUUUAAAUAAUACCAAAAAGAAUAAACAUUACCUAUGCUAGAU